Messenger RNA from Musa acuminata AAA Group (dessert banana), 567 nucleotides. Its product is annotated as pterocarpan synthase 1-like. NCBI's taxonomy places the organism in Eukaryota, Viridiplantae, Streptophyta, Magnoliopsida, Zingiberales, Musaceae. The transcript has a single exon. The coding region runs from base 1 to 567 and encodes 188 amino acids. The record is from RefSeq and is a predicted model, not a curated record.
AUGGCUUCGUCCCCACACAGCUCCUCUCCUAUCCACCACCUCCUCGUCUUCUUCCUCCUCUUCGCUGCUGCCACGGCCUUCCCCGUCACCUCCGAGUUCGAACUCGGCAUCCAGAAGAGAAUCCACUUCCGCGUCUACUUCCACGAGACCUUUCUCGGCCCCGACAACACCACCGUCACCGUGGUGAACAUGAGCCUCCCCUACACCUUCGGGGACAUCGACAUCUUCGACGCCGUGCUGAGGGUCGGCUCCGACGCUAGCUCGACGGUCGUCGGAAGGGCGCAGGGCGCGGGCUUCCACAUGUCGCAGCAGGAGGAGGCGUCUCUGAUACCGCUGGUACUGGUGUUCACGGCGGGGGAGUUCGCCGACAGCACACUCACGGCGAUCGGUAGACUGGACGCGUCCGGGAAAGCGGAGCGGGCCAUCGUGGGUGGAACGGGGGUGUUCCAGUACGCAUGGGGAAAGCUGGCGAGCGAGCUGGUGACGUCCUCCGUCGAGGGCCUCGUCGCCGCCUUCGACGUCUACGUCAUCUACUACACAGACGUCGGUCGCAGUGCCAGCCCAUGA